AUGGCUCCUUCAGCAACGGGUACCCAUCUCUAUGCUCGACAGCUGUUCCCUGGACAAUUCUUACCCGGCCAGCUAACGGCCGGCCAGCACACGGCCGCCCAGGUCUCCGCUGGCACUGCACAAGCCUCGGCCGGGUGCGGCUUAGAGAGCAACGUCUGGGGUCAAGUCUCGCCGGUCUCGGCCUCCGGCUACGCCAAUCUUUGUCUGCAAUGUCGAGUCAACGUCUUCGGCGUCGAAAUUUUCGAAUUUAACUUCUAUAAUGCCCUCGCGGCUAGUAUCAGUGCCCAUGGUGUCUCUGCCAGCCAGGUUUCCGUCUUGCAAAGCGCUAUCGACGGUGACCUCCUCAGACUGUCGGCCGGCUCAAAGACCAGUGCCAGUUGUACGGCAUCCUGUGCAGGCGACCAAAGAUGUGACUCUUGCAGCUUUGUGAAUGGGAGUUGUCGGAUGAAGGCGGUCAACUACCUUAACCAAAACCGGGCCGGUGCGCCUCUUGCGCAAGCGUUCCAAGGGCUGUACUCGAACGGAGGCUCUGGAUACUGUUCAAUCUGCCCUAACCUUAAAGACUCCGUCACAUGUCAUUUCAUAGCCUCCGACCGAAGCUGUUCCGGCCCGAAACCAAGUGGUCUCCCCCGACGGAGCGUAGCCGCCAAAAACCCUUCGGUCGACGAGAGGUGUCCCGCCGGGCUCUCCGCCUGUCCAAUCUCCUCCGGAUUGCCCCUCAAGCUUACUGCCGGAUUCGAGUGUCUCGACGUCUUACAAGAAGUCAGCUCGUGUGGUGGUUGCGUGUCGACUGGUCAGGGCACUGAUUGCACAACAAUUAAGGGUGUAUCAUCUGCCGGUUGCUCAGAGGGCAAGUGCAAGAUUUGUAAGCCUCUUCACUCUGCUUCCAUCAUUGUUGUCGUUAUCAGUAUCAUUGACCCACCCACCUACGUUCCAUUCGGAUCUUUAGUCUCCUGCAAAGCUGGCUACCAAUAUUCCCCCGUCAAUAACGCUUGCUACAAGAGUCACCGCUCGACAAAGAUGGCUUGA
Messenger RNA from Puccinia graminis f. sp. tritici CRL 75-36-700-3, 1029 nucleotides. RefSeq lists its product as uncharacterized. The record is from RefSeq and is a predicted model, not a curated record. The transcript has 4 exons. The coding region runs from base 1 to 1029 and encodes 342 amino acids. NCBI's taxonomy places the organism in Eukaryota, Fungi, Basidiomycota, Pucciniomycetes, Pucciniales, Pucciniaceae.